AUGGAAGAUGUUGAUGUCUUUCUUAAAUCUCUAGGUCUCGACAAUAAGUUAGUCGAUGAUUAACCAAAUGCGAGAGAUGAAUUAAAGGAGUUUAUACUUUUUAAGAUGAAAUGGAGGAAUUUAAAAACCAGAAUAAGAUUUUAACAUUUUGUAUUAAAUUUAUUAAUUUGGAAAAAAAUGUUUAUUGCUAAAGGAUAAGCAUUUGCAUUAUUCCCUAAUGCGCUAAUUAAAUUAGAUUUUAAUUUUGAUGGGUUGGCAGAGGCUAUGGAAUGUUUAUGUAGAGAAGCUGAGAAACUUAAAAAAUAAACAGAUAUGAUUUGA
Messenger RNA from Paramecium tetraurelia, 321 nucleotides. RefSeq lists its product as uncharacterized. The transcript has a single exon. Lineage: Eukaryota; Ciliophora; Oligohymenophorea; Peniculida; Parameciidae. The record is from RefSeq and is a predicted model, not a curated record.